CUCACUUGUUGAAGAAGCGGCAAAUUUCUCAGCGUCAUAUUUCGUGAUCUUCCCCAGGAUUAUUGAAUAAAAGUGAACCGUCGACCUAAGUAAAACGAAGGAAGGAAGUAUCGCGGAGCCACUUCCGAAAGUUGUUUCGCUCGUCAGCGCCAAAACUUCUCGAGGACAAAUUUAGGACCUUGGUAAGCAAGCCACCGCCACGAAAACUGACUCGAGUUCUUCUCGCGAUGGUGCACUUCAUCCCGUCGGCGUCUACCCCGUCUCCAGAAGGUUUGGCUUCGGAAAGUGGGCAGUCUGAAGAGGAAUUGUUGUUCACCGAGGACGAAGAAGAUGAACCUGAGAUCAAGGACGAGCUCAAGAUUGUUGUCGACGCGUCUAACCGGGGAAGGUGAUCGGAUGUGAUUUUGGAGGCGCGGAAGCACAUGCGAUGCCACCCUAGACAUCCAGGACGGGUGCGCGACGGCGGGAGAGUGUGCAUCUUGGCGGACUCUUCUUCAUCGGACGAAGAAGGCGAGAAUAAGCUUCCAGUCCGUCCAGAACCAAAACCAGCAAAAACCACAUUCACCCUCUUCAACCAACUGCCGAAAGAACUUUGGGACACCAUCCUCCUCACGGCCUUCGACCCAAUCACCAUCAAAGGCUGGAUCAAAAUCGACCUCGAGUGGCGGCGCGGGCCCCAAGCGCACUUUCCCCGCCGCCGAAGCAGGUCCUGGGCCCCCAUACCCCUCUACGCCGUCAGCCGGGAAACCAGAACGCUGGCGGCCACGGCCUUCGGCGCCCCGGACCCGCGGACCUUUCCGUUCAGCCCCGCUCGGGACGCUGUGGAGCUUGUGUGGGAUGGGACCAUGCUCCCCACCACGUGGAGGCGGGCGGAGGACUACAGGCUGACCGGGCCCGUUAUCACGGGUCCGUGUGGCGGGGAUGGAGAUGUAGGCCGGGAGGAGAAGAAGCUUGUCAAUAUUGACAUGGAAUGGGCUAUGCCUAAGGAGACGCGUGAACGGGUGCAGACUGUGAUUGUAGACGGGCGUUAUGCGAGGUUUGAUUUCGGGCUGAGGGAUGGGGUCAAGGGGCCGUGGGGCCUCGUGUUUAAAUUGGUGAAGGGGUUCUUCGCCGAGGUGAGGGUGUUAGGGAUGAGAUUGUGGGAUUUGGAUGAUGAGGGUUUUGAGGGGAGCUUUGACGCGGUGAAGGGGGAGGCGCUUUCCAGGGUUGACCAGAUGGACUUUUUGGAUGUUUUGGAGGAGGUCUGGUCUGAGGCUGAUGCUGGGGCUGAGGCCGAGGAUGCAGGGGGUGGAGGAGGAGCUCCGUUUCCAAGGUUGAGAUUACUGAGGGUGUUCCCAGAGAUCCCUAGGCGGAGGAGGAGGCAUGUGUUUAGGUUCAGAAAGGUGAGGGGAAGUCAUUUCCUGGUUGUUGGACGAGGAGACACCCCGACAGCUGGGCCUUGAUUUGAUCAUGAAAUCUCGCAGCAAUGUGUUGAUCGAGAAAAGGAAUGUAUGACCUGCCCGCUUAGAGCUGUGGACUCAAAUGAGUCUUUGAAGCCCUGCUUGAACAAUUACAACACAUCAUCA
Colletotrichum phormii is the source of this 1565-nucleotide messenger RNA. RefSeq lists its product as uncharacterized. The record is from RefSeq and is a predicted model, not a curated record. The transcript has a single exon. Bases 423 to 1442 code for a protein of 339 amino acids. NCBI's taxonomy places the organism in Eukaryota, Fungi, Ascomycota, Sordariomycetes, Glomerellales, Glomerellaceae.